This is a messenger RNA of Zonotrichia leucophrys gambelii, 3033 nucleotides long. It is a transcript of the gene MYB, whose product is annotated as MYB proto-oncogene, transcription factor. NCBI's taxonomy places the organism in Eukaryota, Metazoa, Chordata, Aves, Passeriformes, Passerellidae. Gene Ontology annotation, molecular function: RNA polymerase II cis-regulatory region sequence-specific DNA binding; DNA-binding transcription factor activity, RNA polymerase II-specific. The transcript is spliced from 16 exons. The record is from RefSeq and is a predicted model, not a curated record. The coding region runs from base 150 to 2444 and encodes 764 amino acids. Gene Ontology annotation, cellular component: nucleus. Gene Ontology annotation, biological process: regulation of DNA-templated transcription.
UCUCAACCUGUUUCCUCCUCCUCCUCCCGCGGCUCCUCGGCACUCCCGUGCGCGGCGGCGGAGCGCCCAGGCGCAGCCCGGCAGCAGGGCGCGGCGGCGGGCGCGGGCUCGGUCUCCCCCGUCCUCCUUCCCCAGCGGCCGGUACGAGGAUGUCCCGGAGACCCCGGCACAGUAUAUAUAGUAGUGAUGAUGAUGAAGAAGAUGUUGAGCUCUAUGAUCACGACUAUGAUGGUCUGCUUCCCAAGACUGGAAAACGCCACUUAGGAAAAACCAGGUGGACCCGUGAGGAGGAUGAGAAGCUGAAGAAGCUUGUGGAGCAGAAUGGCACAGAAGACUGGAAAGUCAUUGCCAAUUUCCUUCCUAAUCGGACAGAUGUUCAGUGCCAGCACCGAUGGCAGAAGGUACUAAACCCAGAACUUAUCAAAGGUCCCUGGACUAAAGAGGAGGAUCAAAGGGUAAUAGAGCUCGUGCAGAAAUACGGUCCAAAGCGCUGGUCUGUCAUUGCUAAGCAUUUGAAGGGAAGGAUUGGAAAACAGUGCAGGGAGAGGUGGCACAACCAUUUGAAUCCAGAAGUGAAGAAAACCUCCUGGACAGAAGAGGAAGAUAGAAUUAUUUACCAGGCACACAAGAGGCUGGGAAACAGAUGGGCAGAGAUUGCAAAGUUGCUGCCUGGACGAACUGAUAACGCUAUCAAGAACCACUGGAACUCCACCAUGCGCCGGAAGGUCGAGCAGGAGGGCUACCUGCAGGAGUCCUCCAAAGCCUGCCACUCCUCAGCAGCUGCUGGCUUUCAGAAGAACAACCACCUGAUGGCCUUUGCUCACAGCGCGUCGCCGCCCGCGCAGCUGCCGGUGGGCAGCCAGCCCCCGCUGGGCAGCGACUACCCCUACUACCACCUCCCCGAGCCUCAGAACGUUCCUGGUCAGAUCCCGUAUCCAGUCGCACUGCAUGUAAAUAUUGUCAAUGUACCUCAGCCAGCUGCUGCAGCUAUCCAGAGACACUAUAAUGAUGAAGACCCUGAGAAAGAAAAGCGAAUAAAGGAAUUAGAGUUGCUACUAAUGUCGACUGAGAAUGAACUGAAAGGGCAGCAGGCAUUACCAACACAGAACCACACAUCAAACUACCCCGGCUGGCACAGCACCACAAUUGCUGACAGUACCAGGACCAGUGGUGACAGUGCACCUGUUUCCUGUUUGGGGGAGCAUCACCACUGUACUCCAUCUCCACCGGUGGAUCACGGUUGCUUACCUGAGGAAAGUGCAUCCCCUGCCCGGUGCAUGAUUGUUCACCAGAGCAACAUCCUGGACAAUGUUAAGAAUCUCUUAGAAUUUGCUGAAACACUCCAGUUAAUAGACUCCGAUCCUUCAUCAUGGGGUGAUCUCAGCACUUUUGAAUUCUGUGAAGACACAGACACUCCGGCUAGCAGAGCUCCCCCAGGCAAAGCCGCACAGCUUCAGCAGAGAGGGGCCAGUGCUUGCAGACCGCAAGGACAGCCCACCACAAAUUUGAGCAAAGUCAUGUCGAGUCAGGGCUCUCUUGGCUCACCAAAGACCUUAUGUGCCUCCCAGGGCAGCGUGGCUCCGUGGCUCCUUCUUCGCAAAAGGAGAGAGCACUGCGGCCCCUCAGCCAGUGGCCACGGUAGCGCCUUGGUCCGAGCUGAUGCCAGCAGCUCAACUCCUCCUAAGCGCUCCCCUGUCAAAAGCCUGCCCUUCUCUCCCUCGCAGUUCCUAAACACCUCAUCCACUCACGAAAACUUGAACCUGGAGAACCCUGCACUUACCUCCACGCCGGUGUGUGGCCAUAAGAUGGCAGUUACCUCCCCGUUCCACAGGGACCAGGCUUUCAAAGCUCAGAAGGAAAACCAUGUUUUCAGGACUCCAGCAAUCAAGAGGUCGAUAUUAGAAAGCUCUCCAAGAACACCCACUCCAUUCAAAAACGCACUUGCAGCUCAGGAAAUCAAAUACGGUCCUUUGAAGAUGCUGCCUCAAACUCCAACUCAUCUUGUAGAAGAUCUGCAGGACGUUAUCAAGCAGGAGUCGGAGGAAUCUGCAAUAGUUGCUGGGCUACAUGAAAGUGGACCCCCUUUGCUGAAGAAAAUCAAACAAGAGGUGGAGUCCCCAACAGAUAAAGCUGGAAAUUUUUUUUGCUCAAAUCACUGGGAAGGAGAAAACCUGAACACUCAGCUCUUUACACCUGGGUCUGCUAUGGAAGAUGUGCCAAAUCUUCUUACCAGUUCCAUUUUAAAGAUGCCUGUGUCUGAAGAUGAUGACAGUUUUCACAAAACAGUUGCAGUACCUAGAAACAGGCCACUAGCUAGUCCUCUACAGCAUCUGAACAACACCUGGGAGCCGGCGUCCUGCGGGAAGAUCGAGGAUCAGAUGGCUCUGCCAGAUCAGGCGCGCAAAUACAUGGCCACCUUCCCCACCCGGACUCUGGUGAUGUGAAAGGGUCGGCGCACAGAGAAGCAUUAUGGUUCUGAGAACACUUCACCUCCACUGGGAAAUUCCUGUUCCUCUGCAUGAGAACUUUUCAUGAAUGGGAGAAGAGCCUAUCUUUGUUGUGGUACAACAGUUGGGAGCAGCACAAAGUGCAUUUAGUCACUCAGCAUAUAUAUUCUUGUUGGAUUUCACCCAACUUAAGAGUUUGUGUUUUUUUAAUGAUACUUGCCUAAAUUAUUAGGUAUUGAGUUUGAAUCGGUAAUUAAUGAUCUUAAGUGCAGUCUUAUAGUAAAGAUAAUUUUUCUUGUACUUUUUGAGAUCAAACAGACUUAAUACACCAGUAUUGUUAUUUCAGUGAUGUGCUAGUCAGGGGUGGGGUUUAGUUUGUUUCUUUUUUUAUUUUUUAUUUUGUUUUGUAAUAAUAAAAGAGCAGGUACUCACACAGAUAUAUUUUAAAUCACUGAACAAAAUGAAUUGGUGUAAAAUACCGAAGUGAAAAGCAUUACUACAAACGCUUGUCUGUGCAAAAGGGGAAAGCUGAUCAAGAUCGUGAAUGCUCCAACAUCCAUGCCUCUUGAAAUACUCCUUUCUGUUU